AUGGCAGAAACUCCUUGCUCGGCGUGUACCUGGACACCAGAGCGACAGUCCCACUGCUCUUACAAAAGUAAUGUCAGCCUUUUCUACAGCGCCGGCCCAAGAGGAGCGUGGUCUCUAGGCUCCAAAUUCAUUCUCAAAGAGCGAUCGAUCUCGCCCCCAAAUUUCGAAACUGUCAAUCUACAAUUCGUUUCCUCAAAGACCACAAUUCCAGUUCCAAAACUCGUCAAAGAAUGGACAGAGGAUGAUGGGACGUAUUUCCAGAUCACGGAACGCCUGAGAGGCAAACCACUGAGCGAGGCCUGGCCCACAAUGUCCCAGACAGACAAAGACCGAGUCGCGAGUCAGACUGCCGACUAUCUCAAGCAACUUCGAGAGCUCCGUUCUGAUCGAAUGGAGUCUCUUGGAGGCCAGCCCCUCUAUCAUGCUUUUCUAUUCAUGUCUGGAUCUGGUAAAAGGCAUGGGCCUCUAUCGUCAGACGAUGAACUUUGGACUGAGAUGUCGAAGAGUCUUGACCACGUCCCUGAGAACGUGCUAAUGAAACUUCGAGCGCGCCUACCAACUGCAGCACCCUAUACAUUCACCCAUGGUGAUCUAACGGAUGUCAACAUCAUGGUUGAAGAUGGUCAUCUAGUGGGCAUCAUCGAUUGGGAGGGGGCGGGAUACUUCCCGGUCUGGUGGGAGUUUGCUGCCCUGUCCAUCGGGUUGGGAGAAGUGGACGUUGAAUGGAAACAGACGCUACGUCGGUAUAUGCCUGCCGAAGAUCGAGAGUUUUGGCGUAUCUUCUACUCGCUAAAAUGGAACUACCCUAGGUUGGAUGAGGUAGGGCAUGAGUUCUUCCAGAAAAGUGGACUUGAACUGCCGGUAGUUGAAGCGUCUGAUAGCUAG
Penicillium olsonii is the source of this 885-nucleotide messenger RNA. NCBI's taxonomy places the organism in Eukaryota, Fungi, Ascomycota, Eurotiomycetes, Eurotiales, Aspergillaceae. The record is from the annotation of a GenBank genome assembly.